This is a messenger RNA of Amoebophrya sp. A120, 7078 nucleotides long. NCBI's taxonomy places the organism in Eukaryota, Dinophyceae, Syndiniales, Amoebophryaceae. The record is from the annotation of a GenBank genome assembly.
AAAGUAGACAGCAGCAAGGACAGCGGGAAGAAGAUGAAGAAUGGCGGAGGCUGCCGUACUGUCGCGACGACUUCCGCCACCAAAUCGAAAUCAACAUCCUGCACCGACUUACUGCCUCCCCUUUUGUGCAAGCUCCUCGACGCGGGCUACAAGAAGUUUGAAGUUGAGGUUCCCGUUGGCAACCUGAUUUUCACGACGCACGACGAGGCGCGGGAAGAGAGUAGUGCGGACGAGCGCUUCCUGGAAGACGAGGUGGAUGAAGCGGCGUCAGAAGAAGUGAAGCUGCGAGAAGGCUGCAAAAAAUCUACUACGAGGACCUCCACUGCGGUUAUACCUGCCUCUUUCGACGCAGGGCGAGGAACAAUCAGUGGAGGUAGUACCAAAGCACCUCUAGUGGCAGGGAAGAUAAACACCAAAAGCGGUAUAUCGGUACAGGCGUCCAUCGCCCUCGAAGCAGCCGCAUCGAAGGACAAAGCCGCUAAUACUGCUGCUUCUUCGCUCGCUCCCCCUUGCCCCCCUGCGGUCCCGAAGGCGAAGGGAAAGUGGACCAGUUUCAAAAGUACGGGAAUAAACACAGGCGAUAUUGGGCGAAUUGACAACGGGUCGGAUUCCAGCGAAGUCGAUCUGAACGCGUUCUAUAAUCCGAAAUUCAGUGCCACGCUUCCGUACUCGAGAAUCAAGAAAAAGUCGCCAUUCGGUAUGGGUUCAUAACAAGUGGUGCGAUAGUUUUUGAGGCCAUAAAGUUGCAUGUGUACUACGGAUCAUUUAUUGUGCAGCACGAGCUGCAAGAGCAAGCCACGAGAAGGCCAGAAAGAGUUGUGCGUACUACUUGGCAUUGGUACUACUUGCUAUCGGGAUUAUUUUCAUUCCACCGACCGCCUACACGUUAGUGAUUCAGCAAAAGGAAACAAGGAAUUUCCAUUCUAUUGAUGCAUUGCAAGCAUGGCCUGAAAAAAUACGGUAUCUCCCCAUCUCCAUAGCCCGCCACAAGAAGAAAGAGGAGCAAGAAGCGCUGACAGCGACGAAAAACACAGGAAAGGCUCCGGACACGUACUUCCAAUCUGCUGAUAAAUUGUCAUUUGAUCCGCAUGCUUCUACAUAACAUCUACAGCUUGCUACGGCUGUGCCCAUGAACAUGAUUAAUUUUUGUGACGAGGUGUCGUGUGAAGUACUGUCGUACUCAUGUCCCAUGAUGACAAAAAAUAGACAUGCGAGCGAGAGAAUAAAUUAACACCUGUUCAGGUUUGUGCGGCGGUCCGUGUCGAAGCGGAGGAAAAAGAAGAAAAAAGCCGCGCGACGGCACAACAAAUCUAACUCCCGCGACCGCUCGGGUGCACGAUCUUCCCGAUCGCCUUCGCGCCGGCGCCGCCGCAGCCGCGACGACAGCCGCAGUCGCGGGCGCAAGCGAGAUCGCCGCAGCUUAUCCGGCAGUCGCCGCGACAGGAACAACGGUCGCAGUAUGUCGGGGCCUUUCGCUUCGAAAUCGCGACGAAGGUCCUCCGCUCGCGGAACUACACCGCGGAGCGCUGGCGGUAAGAAGGACCGCAGGAGCCGCAGUCGUAGCCGUCGUGGGCGUGGUCGCGGCAGCAGACGCGAUUCGAGUGCUCGCAGUGCGGGGCGCCGCGGCAACAGGAGUGGCGGAUCAAGAAAGAGCCGCAGCCGGCGGCGCGCCUCACGGUCCAGGAGCGGCAGCGGCCGACGGGGGAGGAAAACAAGUCGAGGCAGGGCACGAAGUAACUACCGCAAAAGGUCUACUUCUCGGUCCAGAUCGCAGGAGGGUGGGUAUUUUUCAACAUCCCGUGGGAGGAAACGGAGUUGCGGGAGCGCAAGUCGCAGUCGCAAUCGCAGCGCAGGCUCGAGGAAUGGCGGAUCUCGUCCGCGGCGCAACAAGAAUCGCGACAGGUCCGCUUCAUCCCGCUCCGGAGGAGGCUCUCGUCGUCGCCGUCGAUCGUCUGUCCGGAUCAUAUCCUCUGCAAAAGUACUGGUCGUACUCCUCGUAAUUAAAAAUUGCAAUUAUACGUACAAAUACUACAAGGACUUCUAAAGUUGUACUAGACUGUGACUAGUACUAGACCACAGCAAUUACAACUUGCUAAGUGUAAGUUCAAAAAAAUUCAUCCCACUAGUGCGAUCAUGCUUUUGCAAUCCAUACCGAAGUCUUCGAAAGAACCAAUCCCGGUCGGUCUCUCGCGGCGGCAGUCGGCGGAGCAGGUCGCCGCGAGACCGCGGUGUCAAGCGGGACCGGUCUUCUGGGACGACCCCCGGUGGUCAGGUGAAAAUAAACAAGACGCAAGCUACCAAAACUACCACGAACGAAAACGAGGACAAGAACGAUCUGAACUCUCCUGCUCCUCCUGCCGAGGACGGUGCAGAAGAGAAUGCGGACGACCGACGCAACGACAACCGGUCCCGCUCUCGGUCCACCGCUCGGCGAAAGCGAUCGCGACGCCGAAGGCGCAGAAACGAAGAUAGAAAGGAUAGCCCCACAGAUGAAGUAGAGCAGGAGGACAAUAGUCGGAGUCCGCAAGAGCCGCGGCGUCGGGCGCGGGACCGUCGCAAACGCCGGCGGCGGAACCGCCGCGAAUCAGGGGUCGACGAGGGCGACGGAGUAGAGGGUGGUUCUGGUUCCAACAAGGACUCGCAAUCCAGACACAAGUCCUUGAAAAGCUGCAAAAAUGAAAAGCCUCCUGGCGCUGAUGAUACCAAUCAAGUACUAGAUCCAGCACUACACGGUAAAGUAGAGCAGGAGUCUGCUGCAGUAGAUCACGCCGAAAUAGACAAAAAUCAACUGCGGAAUGAACAACAUCCUGAGAUGCGAAGCGACGACGUCGGCUCAUGUCUCCGUGGUCUUCUCGCUCCGACUUUGCUAGCCGAUGCGGCAGGUCAUGUUGGACGAGGUCAAGAAGACAUCAAGCGGGAAGGCGGUACAGAAGAAAAGACGCUCAGCCUCAGUCGAAAAAGCGAAAAGGCGAAUAAACAGGCUGCAAAAACAUCCACGCCCGAGUCCGUCGGGGCGUUCGGGGAAGAAAGCCCGCCGGUGAGCGACGAGGCUGGUGCACCAGAAUCCUUGCGUAGUUCGGAGCGCAUACUGAGCCGUGGAGUCGGGACUACGGCGUCAAGCCCAUCUGGUAAGCUGCCCGUGUCCGUGAUUAUUGUUUUAAUUAUUUCUGGCUAUCUUGCUUUCUCAUUCUCUGCCUGAUGGCAUCGAGUAGGGCGGCAACGAGCGCUAAAAUUCUUCAAUUGCGGUUGCUGAUGCGAUCAGUUCGUCCUAAACGGAUGGUCAUGUCAAAAAACACAAACAACUCACCAGAUUCGCACAUUCAUGGCACCGCGACGUGUCACUCUCGUCAAGGCAUCGCGCACCACCAGCAAGAACAGCAUCAGGAACUGCAUCAGUUCCAGCACCAGCCACAGCCAGCAACGCCAAGGGGCGAAUUUCUCGAGCAGCAGAGUCACGUGCAGCAGCAAUUUUUUUUCCAGCAGCCGCCCGUCGACCCGCAGUUGUCUGUGGAAGAGCAAGAGGAGCAGAUACGGGCCCAAGCUAUGCACCUGUUCCAGCAAGAGCCAAAAACGCUGGAGGAGCAGCAACAGAUUACGGCCUACGUGGACAGGCUUUAUCUUGCGGCCCAGCAAGUGCGAGAACGAAACCCGUUUUCAACGUCUUCUGCUACCCAGCCGCAUGAAGUUUUAGAGCAUGUUGCUGUUGAUCCGCACAGCACUCCUGCAGCUGCGCAGCACGUAGUCGCGCAACACCAGCAGCACAAUCCAUACGCGGCUACUCCUGUCGGAGGCGCUGGUCGGGUGGCUCUGCAAGCGGGGAGCCACCAGCACAUGCAGCAGGCCGUCCUCUCCCAGCAGCAACACAGCCAACAGCAACAGAUGCUCUACUCGUCUGAAAGACAGCUGCACACGACGCAGCAAGCCCAGCAGGAUCAACAGGCUUUGCGGGUGCAGCAACAUCAGCAAGAGCGACAGUAUUCUGAUUGCGGUCAGACCGUUGUGUUGACGAGCGGUACAAUGACCCCUGGUGCAGCCAAGAGCAGUGUACUGCACACUCCGAUGAAUGCUGCGGGGCAUAAUUUUCAAGUUGCAGAAGCUCGCCCCACGACCGCGGCCCACCAGGAACUGCAAGCGUCGACUUCUACUACAUUGUCGUCUUCAUCAUCAUCUGCCGCCGCUGUGGGACACGCAAACGGUGGCGCUCCUCCUGGGGUGGCCACGCCAGCUCCCGGAGGCGCCGUUACGACGCAACAGCAGCAGCAGCAGCAGCAGCAGCAGCCCCAGCAGCAAGCCACGAGUAAUAAAGUACAGCCUCCGAUCCCGGCCGAUGUGCCGAGUAUCACGGCGCAGGGCUUGAUUCACUUACACCUCAUCAAACUUGGAAAAAAACGGUCCGUCACCUUUUCGCUCGCGCACAAGGUGUCUGAUCUGUGCCAGCGGUACCUGCCCGCGCAGGACUACCACACCUGCUUCGAGAUCGACCACAACCACCCGGACAAUAAGGUUUCCCUGAUGCACUACGGGAUUCGGGUGCUGCAACUCACGAGGAAGGACACGCGGACGCUGGCACAGCUGCUGCUAAUCGGGAUGAACUUGAGUGGCGCGAACCCGAAUCAGGUUGCGUUUCCGACGCAGCUGACCUUGGAAGUGCGGGAACUGGGAAUCCCCGUGUGCUUGCACCACGCGGACGGCAGGGUGUCGAAUACCAUGUACUCCGCCUCCACCACGAUAAAAGCCAUUUUAGCCGGGUUGGCCGGAAAGUGCAUCGCGAAAAACCCGUCGACAGGUAGAGAACAGCUGUUUACAUAGUUUUUCAUGUUGAGGAAGAUAGAAGUACCCUUCUGAACAAAAUUCAUCGCACUUAUCUUUUCCUCUGGUACAACGUCAACAUGGUCGUCCAAGUUUGGAUUUAGAAAAUCGGAGUUUUUGUACAAAAUAAAUACAAGAAUGCGACUUGUUACAAACGGAAAAAACAGGCUUUGAAUUCAGCGACACACUGACGGUGGGCGAGGCGGUUCGGGAACAGAAGUUGGAUAAAGUAUACAUGAACAUAGAGCAGGACGCGUGGGCUUGACCACAUUUCAACCACGAGGACCUGAAGUAGCGACCGACAAACUUAACGACAACACACGCACAUCGACAUCAUCUUCAUUGCUGUGGUUCAAGUUCUUUCUUUCACACCGACCAAAAAAGCGCUUCGCUCUUCUUGAUGUGCUUCGCUAUAGGGCACUGCAGGCGGCUCUGACGCCGAUUCGGCGGACGGUAAGGGUUCAAGUUGUAGUUUUUCAAAACAGAACAGCAGCGAGCGAUUCUUUAGACGAUCGACGCUAAAGACUACAUGGCGACAUCAAAGAAAUACUUCUUACAUUUGACUCGCAGGCUUUCACCGCUCUGGCGACCGACUGAUAGUGCUUUUGAUUGAAGAAACCUGGACGAGAAGGUAGUAUAUUGAAAGAAAAAACUGUGUUAGUGUAGGUAUUUCAGAAAGUGCGACAUUUUUUAAUAGCGAAAGUUCAAGACUUUUUUAAAAGCAGGCAAGUCCGGUUUUCUUAAUGCUGCCUGUGUUGUGGUGCUUGGAAUACAAGUAGCUAGCGGCUGCUUCGGUAAUAAUUGUCUUUAGCUAGUUAAGGGGGCAGGGCUCAUGUUUCUGCUUCGAAACCCGCUGGGCAUCGUCGUAGUACUCCUCCAUGUCGGUGCUUGUUGCGUUUUCAUUUUGAGAAGAGAAAAGUCCGAAGAGCUGAAGGCGGAAAAGAUAAUUUUAUGAGUGUAAGCGCAAAGCCAACUCUUCAGGUCGCGUUGAAAUGGAGGCACUUUCUCGACCCCCCCCGACCACCCCCCCAGCGCGAGAAUGAAAAUGCUACACUCGCAAUUUUCUCUUUCCUAAUCCCCACCUAUCAAAAGAAAAAAGAAUCAGUGUAAAUGGCCAUCUUGGAAAAGAGAUCCGAACGAGUGUAGUGCAAUUUCUGGAGGUCCUUUUGACCCCCCCAAGGAGAAGAGUUUCUCUGCUACACUCGUCAUUUUCCCUUUUCCGGGAUGUUGCCUACACUUUCGCUUUUCUGUUUUCCCUGCCCGAAUUGCAGUCAACGCCGUUCGCGCAAGAGUUCUGGAACUUUCGGCCUCCUUAUACUUUCAGCGUUCGGACUUUUGGAGUCCUGCCUCCUUAACUAUUCACAUAUACCGAAGCAGCCGUAGCUAGUUAUGACUACAUAAACUCACCUUGUAAACGUCAACACAUACCAGGUCGCUAAUUGCGCCGCAGCUCGAGAAUUUUUUAGUUUUGCAUAUCAAAAAAAGUAGUGAUUUUUCCAACACCUACACUAACACAGUUUUUUCUUUCAAUAUAAGUAGUCUACGAGAAUACAAUUCGCUCGUGUUGUUAACCAGUAAGUUGGUCAACAAUGUGAUGCGUGCAAUAUUGAAAAGUAGAAGUGUGAGUUCCAGUAAAAAGUGAAUGAACCUCCCCGCCCAACCACGACCAGGACAGACUGACAUACGCAGACGACUACGACAAGAACAGUCUGCAUUGGUAGAAUUUCAAUUUCUUAUUUGUGCUUCCACUUGUACAAGGACGGAUAAAGUCAAUGCCAAGAAAAAGUCCAGACUUGCAAGAACACAGCCCGUCCUGCUGUCGUCUCUGGUUUAUAAAGUCUGUAUCUUGUUCUUGAGCAGAAUGUGAGUGUUGACCUUUCUAAUUUUAGUACGCGUUUUGCUUAUUCUUUUCGUUUUCUUUGAAGAUGAUAAAUACGGCGAGUUGUGUGGUUCAUUUUCUUACAGCGCAUGCUUCGUGCAUGUCCAUCGUGUAUGGGGUGAACUCGACUCGUCGAAGAUUGUUGAAAGGACGCUAUCAUAGAAAUGGAGAUAGUCCGGAUGGAUAUUCUUUGAUCUUUCAGCUACGAGGAAAUAUAAGCGCGCCGAAGUGCUCGUGCUGUAGCUCGUGAGGCAUCGUGUCAGCGUCGUGCCUUGCACCUACUUCUUCGCUGGAGCAGGCAUGUUGAUGCCACUGCAGCUGAGCAGUCAUAUCAGAAUUCCACUUCUUGUCAGCUACGUUUAUAAUUUGUUCAACAACAGCAUCAACACC